AGAACAAGAUACCUGGGUUUUACUCUUUAAACUUUACACCAGACCUUUUGCACAUUAAAAGUCCACUAUUAUGCUAAAUUAAUUUUUGCAUGUUUCUGUACUUCCAUAUGAGUAUUUCCUGCAUCUGAAAACAGUCCAAAGCUAAACAACAACAACAAACACCCACUUGUUUUUUGGGGAAUAACUAAAUGUUAUGUUGGUGUCUGCAAAAGAGCCCGUUUCAAAAACCUCCAAAUUGUGUCACAAUCUGUUACCUAGCAACCCUAAACCAAAUCCAGCCCCUCACCUGGCAACCCAAGUGGAGCUCCACCCACUUCCUUCAAGACGCUAAGCUACCGCUGCUAUGGCUUCUGGAACAGAAAAAUGUUUUUGUGCAGCCCAUGCAUUUAAUCUCAUUUACGGAAAACAGAGCUGCGUGGCUUCAUUUUAUUUUUGCCUGCAAUGUCCCUGCGAUGUUGCCAAAGAAAGUUGUCGUUUUGCGCAAAUAAUUUUUGGAAGAAGUCCUCUGAGAACCACCGACAUUACAGGACAGGACCAAAAAUACUUGGACUGAAGGAAAGUUCUGUUCCUGUUCGUCACAUACCUGCAGUUGAUGGUGAUCAAUGACCAGAAGCAAGAAGUCCAGGGAGUUUACUAAUGAGGUCAUAGAUGACAUCAUGAUGACAUCAUGUACAUCACAGUAGAUCAAAGAAGUUCUGAUGCUUGAAUCCCAAAGCAUCAGUCAGAUCCAGACGGUCCUUGGAGAUUCAGAUUUGUAUGGAGCAACUAUGUUUGGUGUUACAAAGGCGCUUGUUCCCUUGUUUAUCCCAUUUGGUUGGGGCAUAGGAUAUGCUGUAACCACGGGGUUGAAGAAAGUGUUUGACAAUUGGUUUCCAGGGAAGCAUUCCGAUGAAGAUUACCAUCAGGAUGAUGAAGACGAUUUGUUUUGGAAGGGUCUUCCAUCUGACGCCAAAGAACAAACCGACCCGACUGGGGAGGUCUGUUCUGAAAAGACAACGGAGGUUUGUGGAACCGCAGACUCUCACCUGAUGAGGACUGGACGGGAAAGUACAGAUGACAACGGUACUGUCUCUGGACAAACCGACCCGGCUGGGGAGGUUUUCUCUGAUCAACCCACAGAGACGGUACGAAACAGUACCGAGGACAAUUGUACUGUCUUUGAGCAAACUGACCCGGUUGGGGAGGUUCGUUCAAAGAUGACCGUACACAGUGAGGGGGAGAGAACAGUCGCAGAAAAAUCUGACCCGGUUGGGGAGGAUUUGUCUGCGACUGACCUCGCAGCCAAAGCUGUGGCUGAAGAGUUAGCGCAAGCUUUGGUUUCAUGGAUUCCAGCUCUUUCUUUUCAAGACAACGGUUCUCUGAAGAGCACUUUCACAAGUGCUUUUCAAAUUUCAACUUCCCCGGACGAGGAACGUAUUGCACAAGAAAAUGGAGCCUCUCUAAAUGCAAGGAUCAACGUUGCCAUCGAGGUUUACUGUUCUCCGGACGAUAAAUCUGAACAUAGAGUUGGCUUGGAUAUCACAGAUGUAAGAAGGACAGCAAUUACAGGACACGGACAGAGGGAGGAGAACUUCUUCAAGUUCUCCAACGAGCUCCAGAACAGCUGGGUGAAUGUCGCCUUCCAGAGCAUCCUGAACCUGAGCGUCACCAGCAGGUGUCUGGCUCAGGAAAGGGUUUUUCUGGAGGCUUCGUCGAUCCCGGUGUGUGCGAGUCUCAUCCUUUCAGCUGUCCGUCAGCCCGGCAAACAUUUUUGUCAAAAAGACCUCUCCCCAGUUCUGAUGGAGCUGAAGGAGAAGAAGCUGCCAUCAGACGUGGGAAAAGACCAUGAUAUAAAAUGUUUGCUGGAGUCUGCGCUGGUCUGGUUGGAUUCCUUUGGCGGAGACACAGAUAGAGAGUUGUAUAACCAAAACUCUUGCUCGAACUGUGGGACCAUUUUCCUCGAGCUUUUGAACAGCGGCCCCCUGGUUGCCCUUCCAUCGGCAACUUAUCCAACCGACAUAAUCGAUCUUUUUAACAGUUGGUUGGAUUUUUGGGGCAGACGUCGCUGUUCGGGCUGCGGGUCAGCCUUGGAGAAGAAACACUGCCUAACAGAUAACAAUGUUGUAGUGUUUCUUCUCCAAAGGCAGACCAGGAUUCACCCAGUGGUCGCCAACCAGACCAUAGAUCUCCCUGCAGAUUGUGAAGGUGGUAGUGAGAGGUACCACCUGUCCUCAGUCAUCUGUGGGGAUUCAAAGCCGGCUCAGUUCUACUCCUAUUUAAUCAAAGGAGAACAAACCGUGAAGGCUAACGACGAGCAUGUCUUCACUGCAGACAGCGACUGCAGUGAAGACAUGUCUCAAAACGGACUUAUCUACAUUUACGAGAAGGUGAGACAUGAUGAAACAACGGAUAUUACAGUUUCUCCAGCCCCUCCUCUGGAAGACGAUAAAGGUGCGUUUGGAGAGGAGCCAAAAGUAUUGAAUUUGGAAGAGGAAAAAUUCUUAGACGACCUAAUUAGUGACCAUCUUGAGGCUGGAGAAAUUUGAUUAGGACUAAAAUUUAAGGGACAAAAAGGUCAAAAGAUUUGCAGGUUUCUUUCCGGGCGCUCCGGCUUCCUGCCACAGUGUGA
This is a messenger RNA of Gambusia affinis (western mosquitofish), 2608 nucleotides long. RefSeq lists its product as uncharacterized. The transcript has 2 exons. The record is from RefSeq and is a predicted model, not a curated record. The coding region runs from base 699 to 2525 and encodes 608 amino acids. Lineage: Eukaryota; Metazoa; Chordata; Actinopteri; Cyprinodontiformes; Poeciliidae.